Vitis riparia (riverbank grape) is the source of this 2048-nucleotide messenger RNA. RefSeq names its product probable protein phosphatase 2C 60. The transcript has 6 exons. Lineage: Eukaryota; Viridiplantae; Streptophyta; Magnoliopsida; Vitales; Vitaceae. Gene Ontology annotation, biological process: protein dephosphorylation. Bases 506 to 1699 code for a protein of 397 amino acids. The record is from RefSeq and is a predicted model, not a curated record. Gene Ontology annotation, molecular function: cation binding; protein serine/threonine phosphatase activity.
CUUUUAUGGGGUUUGUCUGCUGAGAUAUACCAGAGUUUUCAGUUGCCUCCAAUCUCCACUUACUCUCUUUCAAAACACCCCAUUCACUUCUCUUCAGCAAUCUCAUCAACUUCACCAACAAAAAGGAGUGGAAGCAGGCACAAACCAUUCACAAAAAGUCCAUCUCUUUUCCAUUUUUCUUGUUUUGAUGGAUCUGCAGAUCUAGCCCCUUGGAACACGGAUAAAGUUCUUGGUGGUUUUCCCAGAUCUUCAGCUGUAGAGCGGAGCAGCUCACCAAAUUGUAAAGUGUUGGACCUUCUGGAUUUCAAAUGGUUGACCAAUCGCUUGCUUGAGAAAAAAGUGGAUUUGACCAUUCUUUUUUCAAACCCCUUUUGUACUUGUACUAUUUCUUUGUCGGUUGUCGAGUAGAGGACGGAACAAUUCAAAAUUGGGGUACUCGGCUCCAGUUGAACUGAGUCCUUAUUAGAUGUGGAGAAUUUGGAGGGUUGUUUGGAUGAGAUGAGGUAUGUUAUCAGGGUUGAUGAACUUUUUGAGGGCCUGUUUUCGGCCAGGGUCGGAUCGAUAUGUUCACACUGGUUCGGACGCUGGUGGUCGCCAGGAUGGGCUCCUGUGGUACAAAGAUUCUGGGCAGCACUCUAGUGGUGAAUUCUCGAUGGCUGUUAUUCAGGCCAACAAUUUACUUGAAGAUCAUAGCCAGAUUGAGUCAGGCAGUUUGAGCUCACAUGAGUCUGGCCCUUAUGGUACCUUUGUUGGAAUUUAUGAUGGGCAUGGUGGACCCGAGACGGCCCGGUACAUCAAUGAUCACCUCUUCCAUCAUCUCAAGAGGUUUACUUCAGAGCAGCAAUCCAUGUCAACGGAUGUAAUACGCAAGGCUUUUCAAGCAACAGAAGAGGGGUUUAUCUCUCUUGUUGCUAGACAGUGGUCCAUCAGACCACAGCUUGCAGCAGUCGGAUCAUGCUGCCUGGUUGGUGUUAUUUGUGGUGGGAAUCUUUACAUCGCCAACCUUGGCGAUUCCCGUGCGGUUUUGGGGAGACUUGUGAAGGCAACUGGGGAUGUUCUAGCCAUUCAGCUGUCAGCUGAGCACAAUGCUUGUAUAGAGUCUGUUAGACAGGAGCUGCAUUCUCUGCAUCCGGACGACAAUCAAAUUGUAGUUUUAAAGCAUAAUGUAUGGCGUGUAAGGGGCCUUAUACAGAUUACUAGGUCUAUUGGUGAUGUAUAUUUAAAAAGGGCUGAGUUCAACAGGGAGCCUUUAAUUGCCAAGUUUCGCCUUCGUGAACCAUUCAGAAUGCCAAUAUUGAGCUCAGACCCAGCAAUUUCAGUGCACCCACUCCAGCCACACGAUCAGUUUGUUAUAUUUGCAUCUGAUGGGCUCUGGGAGCACCUUAGCAAUCAGGAGGCAGUAGAUAUUGUUCAAAAUCACCCUCGCAAUGGAAGUGCAAAGAGGCUGGUGAAAGCUGCUUUACAAGAAGCAGCAAAAAAGAGAGAAAUGAGGUAUUCAGACCUGAAGAAGAUUGACCGAGGGGUUCGUCGGCAUUUCCAUGAUGACAUCACAGUGAUUGUUGUGUUUCUUGACUCAAAUCUCGUGAGCAGGGCUAGCUCAGUCAAAUGCUCUAAUAUCUCUGUGAGAGGAGGUGGGAUCAACCUGCCUGCCAAUACUCUUGCCCCUUUCGCUACCCCCACUGAAGCUGGCUCUACCUGAUGACGCCGUUUCUCAUGUUUUUAUCUGUUGUACUAUUCUCUUGUGUGAAUACCAGGUAGCUUUCAAAAGAGAUAAGAGGAGCAGCCCUUCAAUUCUUUAAUGUACACUGUAACUUUUAACUGGGAACUGAUACUUGCUUUUUAGCUUCUGUGCCACAAAGCAAAAAAAAAAAAAAAAAAAUGGAACUGCAAACAGAGCUUCAAGGUGAUGGUUAUAAUAGUUAUUUCCUUGGACAGUUCUUACUACCUUUAUUUUUUCCCUUUGAUCUUUCAUCCUUUCCAUUUGUUGGGGUUUUUGGCUUUGUAAAUUGUACGACUUGGUAAUCUAAACAUCCUUAUUUGUUGCUCAA